This is a messenger RNA of Pogona vitticeps (central bearded dragon), 3876 nucleotides long. The record is from RefSeq and is a predicted model, not a curated record. NCBI's taxonomy places the organism in Eukaryota, Metazoa, Chordata, Lepidosauria, Squamata, Agamidae.
CAACAAGUGCUGGCCUCCCUUGCAGCUGGCCCUGGAAGCUUGCAUUCAAACUUUGGAGUCUUAUGGCUUGCUGUGUCAUUCACUCCUCCUCCUCUUCUCCCAACAUGCCAUCCCUUCAUUUCCCUGUGGGAGGAACAGAGAGAUAAAGUGUCCUAUAGCGCUUGACUCUUCUACUCUGUCCUACUUUGGGGCCUCCUCUUUUCGCUCCCUUCUUCUCUACUUUCUCCCUGCCAGGGAAGAAAGGAAGGAUACAGAUAAAUACAUAACUAGCAACCUAGGCAGCAUCCCACCGAGGCCCUCCGGGACUGAUUCAAAAUCAAGAGAACAAGAGUAAAGUUAUAUUCCAAGGAUGGAGAAUAACCAAACUCCUGAUCAUCAACCUGAGCAGCAGCCACUGCCUCCUGUAAACAGCUCUGAAGCGCUCCCUACUCGGAACGGGUUAGGGAAACCACAUGACAAACCAUGUCCUGGGCCUCUGUCCCCUGAGAAUGUGGCACAUGCUCAGCCUGAAAUAAAGCUCUGUGACAUAUCUGAGGAGCUGAACCGACAGCUGGAGGACAUUAUUAAAACCUACGGGUCCGCUGCCAACCUUGUGGAAGAAAGAGAGGCUGAAGUAACAGAUAAAACCGAAAAGGGAGAAUCAUUUAAUAAUGAGGAUGGAGAAUAUGAAGAUGCCCAUGACGAGGCAAGGGGCGAACGGACUGCUUCUGGAGAGGCCUCUAGCUCAAAGGAGCCCACUGUCCAUAAGGAACAAAAACUGGAAAAGAAAAUGCUCAAGGGACUAGGAAAAGAAGCUACCCUACUGAUGCAACAUUUGAACAAGCUGAAUACACCAGAAGAGAAAUUGGACAUUUUGUUUAAGAAGUACGCAGAACUGCUGGAGGAACAUCGUACUGAACAGAAAAAGCUAAAGCAUCUGCAGAAAAGACAAGCGCAGCUCAUCAAAGAGAAGGACCAAUUGCAGAGCGAACACAGCAGAGCCAUCCUUGCCCGAAGCAAACUGGAGAGUCUCUGCAGGGAACUCCAGAGACACAAUAAAACCCUGAAGGAAGAGACUCUACAGCGAGCAAGAGAAGAAGAGGAAAAAAGGAAAGAGAUCACAAAUCAUUUCCAGGGCACACUGAAUGAUAUCCAGGCACAGAUUGAGCAGCAAAGUGAGAGGAACAUGAAGUUGUGCCAGGAGAACACUGAGCUGGCUGAAAAAUUGAAAAGUAUAAUAGACCAGUAUGAAGUCAGAGAGGAGCACCUGGAUAAAAUAUUUAAGCACAGGGAGCUUCAACAGAAACUGGUAGAUGCCAAGCUGGAACAGUCACAAGAAGUGAUGAAAGAAGCAGAGGAACGGCAUACACGGGAGAAGGAAUAUCUACUCAACCAAGCUGCAGAGUGGAAAUUGCAGGCAAAAAUGCUAAAAGAACAAGAAACCAUUCUCCAGGCCCAGAUUACGCUUUACUCUGAACGAUUUGAGGAAUUUCAGAAAACUCUGACAAAAAGCAAUGAGGUGUUUGCCAGCUUCAAGCAAGAAAUGGAAAAGAUGACAAAAAAGAUGAAAAAGUUGGAAAAGGACACAGCUACUUGGAAAGCAAGGUUUGAGAACUGCAAUAAAGCUUUGCUGGAUAUGAUUGAAGAGAAAGCCAUGAGGGCCAAGGAAUAUGAGUGCUUUGUAGUGAAAAUUCAAAGGUUAGAGAAUCUUUGCAGAGCUCUGCAGGAUGAAAGGAAUGUACUAUACAAAAAAAUAAAAGAGGCACAGUUUGCUGAAGAGAAAAAGGAAGAGGAGGAAGAGGAAGAGGAGGAGGAGGGUGAAGAACAGCAGACUGGACAGGAAGAAAGCUUGGGUAAUGAGGCCAGUGCAAGUUCCUCUGUUACAAACCAGGCUGCUGAGGUGUCUGCCACCUGUGAGAAUAUCCUGAAGGAUCUGGCUGCGGCUUUCAUGGUGACCCAUCAUGUGGAAACGCCCAUGGUAACCACCAAUCAAAAUACAACUGAUGAAGCACACAACCUACAGACAUGCAACCCAAUUUUUUCUGCAAGGCCAACACUACCCUCCACUACACAUCAAGAGACAGGGAACUCUUCUAUACAACAGGCAGCACCCAUGUCGAAACCAGAGGAACAGGAAGGAGGAAGAGAAAAACAACAGGUCCAAGAUCCUACAGGACUGAAGUUGAUGGACGAUGACAUAGAGCGGGUUGAUUAGUGUAAGCGGUUGACCCAGUAUAUUUGUUGCCAAAAUGCUAUUCUCUCUCUCAUGACUUCACUUUUUUAAAAAAAAGGAAUUGUGUGGCUUGAGAAUUAAUGUGAAAUAUUCUCAUAGCAGUUCUUUUAAAAACACCCCAACAUAAGCUUUAAAUAUCAGAUACAGCAAAAUGUCGUCACAAAUAUAGGGCAAUUAUCCAUUAAGAGUAGGGCAAAAGAAACUAGAAAGACACAGGGUGAGGUACAAACCGAUUUAAAAGUUUGCCCUUUUUGAAGGUAAAGUGACAAAACCAUCCUGUCAAAAUUGUCAAUUUUGCACCUAAAUUUAACAGAAGGUUCUGCUGGCUUUACCAUCUCUGUAUUUGAGCUUCAAGCCACUCACCUUAGAUUAACCUGCCUGACUUUGGGCAGUAUUACAAACUGCUCUGAGGCACAAAUCUUUCUUUUCAAUUCCCUCUUCCCUUGUUAAAUUCUGUAACGGUUCUCUCACAAUGAAGAAUAUUUGUGCAGUCUGUUACCAAGAUGUGAAAAUAUGUUUUACUGGCCAAUUUUCUGAUGCUACAGAAGAAUAUAACAUUUCUAUGCUCUGCUUAGCAGGCAGAUUGAAACUUUAGCUACCUUUUUGAGAGAAGAGUCAAUUUAGUAGAUCAUUUUCAAAGAAGUGAUCCUUUGCCAGUUUUCUGGAAUGCUACUGACCUGAGAAUGCUGGUUCACAGGCUCCUUUCUAAUAUUUGCGUCUGUUCUUAAGAUUGGGCUACGAGUCAUAAAACGUAUCAUGUACCACUAUCAAACGUAUCAUCAGAUUCUCCAAGAUCUAAGGCUUAAAAUAAAAUAUAAUUAGCAACCUAACAGAUGACUGCAACACUUUUCCUUUUGCUUUGUAGUAUUAUUGAUAUAUAUAUAUUUUCUGAAGACCGUAAUUGUUGUAACUUUCAGCCUUGUGCAAAAUGGCCCAUCUAUGCUCAUGUCUCCUACCUGCAUAUUCUCAGUUUUCUAUUACACCAGAAGCAGUUCUUUUAAAAACUAUUCACUUGUGUGUCUUGUUUUGAAUACUUUACCAUGUAUAAGUACACUGCCAUUAUUUAAACAUUUGUGGUGACAAUCCAGCAUAUCCAGUUCCAUUGACUAAAAUCCUGUUGCCAUAAAUUAUGCCACAAGGUUGAUGAUGGAACUGGCUGCAACAAUGUUUCAGGAAUAAAACAUUUCCAAUUUCUCCCUUGAAAGUCCCUUUCACUGUGAGAAAGCCAUUGAGGGCUACAGGACAGGAGAGGGAAGACUUUAAUUAUAGAAAAUCACUACUGCCAUGAAGACUUUACCAAAGGCAGUGAUUGUAGACAAUUAAAUACCUCCCCAUCCUGCAUCCUACACCCCUGUGGCUUGCUGAUGAUGAAAAAGAUUCCAUUGGAGAAAUCAGAAAGGCUUUACUUCAUCAUCAUCAUCAUCAUCAUCAUCAUCAUCAUCAUCAUCAUCAUCAUCAUCAUCAUCAUCACAGCUGAUGACAUUAUCAGCCUUACCUGGAAUAACUUCCACAACAGGAUUUGAGUCACUGAAUUAAAGUUACUACUGGAUGCCAGAUGGGUGCCAUAAUCUUACAUAUAUGAAUUCCAGUUACGGUUCUUUUAGAUCUGAAGGAGUUACCAUUGUAGAAUUCCACCCUGAAUUUGACAUUUGCUUAUUACCUUA